AGAGCCUGACCAGUGUAGCUGGUGGGGCCCAGAAGGAGGGGGAUGCUUGGGGCAUUUGGAGUUAAAUCCCAUGACCACUCCUCCCUUCCUUCAUGGACUGUGUCUGAGUUUUCCUUUUCCUCUGUUCAGACUUGCUGCUGCCCCUGGAGGAGCCCUCCCUUUCUUGGUUAGGAGACACCUGCCUGCUGGCUCACAAGAUGAGCCAGCUGAGGCCGCUACUGUCCCGGCUUGGGGCCCAGGCUGUCAGGCUCCUGGCCACACGGGACAUCCUGGAGAGGAGCUGGCACAGCAGGUCCUCAGGGUCCCCAGCUGCCUUCCCCAGCAGCCCAGGCGGAGGCAGCUCCAGUUACAUGGAGGCAAUGUACUUGGCCUGGCUGGCAAACCCGCAGAGUGUGCACAAGGGAUCAGCGGAUGCCUCCUGGGCUGCCAGCAUGGGCCACCCAGCUUCUCCGGCCCUGAGUAGGCUACUCCUUGCUUCUACCCGCCGGCCCCAGUCCUGGGACAGCUUCUUCCAGAAAGCCAGCCAGGAGGCUCCACGUGCCACCCCUGAGGGCAGGCCCAUGCCUUCCAGCCCGACCACAAACAGCAAGCUGGUGGAGGACCACCUGGCCGUGCAGUCCCUCAUCCGGGCCUACCAGAUCCGGGGCCACCAUGUGGCCCAGCUGGACCCCCUAGGCAUCCUGGAUGCAGACCUGGACUCCUUCGUGCCCUUCGACUUGAUCACGACCAUGGAUAAGUUGGCCUUCUACGACCUGCGGGAGACAGACCUGGACAAGGAGUUCCAGCUGCCCACAACCACCUUCAUAGGGGGCUCUGAGAGCACGCUCUCACUGCGGGAGAUCAUCCGGCGGCUGGAGAGCACCUACUGCCAGCACAUAGGCCUGGAGUUCAUGUUCAUCAAUGAUGUGGAGCAGUGCCAGUGGAUCCGGCAGAAGUUCGAGACCCCUGGAGUGAUGCAGUUCUCCAAUGAGGAAAAGCGGACCCUGCUGGCCCGUCUGGUGCGCUCCAUGAGGUUUGAAGACUUCCUGGCCCGAAAGUGGUCCUCAGAAAAGCGGUUUGGCCUAGAGGGCUGUGAAGUCAUGAUCCCCGCCCUCAAGACCAUCAUCGACAAGUCGAGCGAGAUGGGGAUCGAGAACAUCAUCCUGGGCAUGCCACACAGGGGCAGGCUGAAUGUGCUGGCCAACGUGAUCCGCAAGGACCUGGAGCAAAUCUUCUGCCAGUUUGACCCCAAGCUGGAGGCUGCAGAUGAGGGCUCCGGGGAUGUCAAGUACCACCUGGGCAUGUACCAUGAGAGGAUCAACCGCGUCACCAACAGGAACAUCACCCUGUCCCUGGUGGCCAACCCCUCCCACCUGGAAGCCGUGGACCCUGUGGUUCAGGGGAAGACGAAGGCAGAGCAGUUCUACCGAGGGGAUGCCCAGGGCAGGAAGGUCAUGUCCAUCCUGGUGCAUGGGGAUGCUGCCUUCGCCGGCCAGGGCGUGGUCUAUGAGACCUUCCACCUGAGUGACCUGCCCUCCUACACCACCAAUGGCACUGUGCAUGUUGUCGUCAACAACCAGAUUGGCUUUACCACGGAUCCCCGCAUGGCCCGCUCCUCACCGUACCCCACGGACGUGGCCCGCGUGGUCAAUGCACCUAUCUUCCAUGUGAAUGCGGACGACCCUGAGGCUGUGAUCUACGUCUGCAGUGUGGCAGCCGAGUGGAGGAACACCUUCAAUAAGGACGUCGUGGUGGACCUGGUCUGUUACCGCAGGCGAGGCCACAACGAGAUGGAUGAGCCCAUGUUCACGCAACCGCUUAUGUACAAGCAGAUCCACAGGCAGGUGCCCGUGCUGAAGAAAUAUGCCGACAAGCUCAUCUCCGAGGGAACUGUCACCCUGCAGGAGUUUGAGGAAGAAAUCGCCAAAUACGACCGAAUCUGUGAGGAGGCCUAUGGCAGGUCCAAGGACAAGAAGAUCCUGCACAUAAAGCACUGGCUGGACUCCCCCUGGCCUGGCUUUUUCACUGUGGACGGGGAACCCAAGAGCAUGACCUGCCCCCCCACGGGUGUCCCUGAGGAUGUGCUGACCCACAUUGGCACUGUGGCCAGCUCUGUGCCCCUGGAGGACUUUAAGAUCCACACAGGCCUCUCCCGCAUCCUGCGCAGCCGGGCAGAGAUGGCCCAGAAGCAGACAGUGGACUGGGCACUGGCCGAGUACAUGGCCUUUGGCUCCUUGCUGAAGGAGGGCAUCCAUGUGCGGCUCAGUGGGCAGGACGUGGAGCGGGGCACCUUCAGCCACCGGCACCACGUUCUCCAUGACCAGGAAGUUGACCGGAGGACAUGUGUCCCAAUGAACCACCUGUGGCCCAAGCAGGCCCCCUACACCGUGUGCAAUAGCUCCCUGUCCGAGUAUGGAGUUCUGGGCUUUGAGCUAGGUUAUGCGAUGGCCAGCCCCAACGCCUUGGUCCUCUGGGAGGCUCAGUUUGGUGACUUCCAUAACACGGCCCAGUGCAUCAUUGACCAGUUCAUCAGCACAGGCCAGGCCAAAUGGGUGCGGCACAAUGGCAUCGUGCUGCUGCUGCCCCACGGCAUGGAGGGCAUGGGCCCGGAGCACUCAUCAGCGCGGCCCGAGAGGUUCCUGCAGAUGAGCAAUGAUGACUCAGACACCUACCCAGUCUUCACUGAGGACUUCGAGGUGAGCCAGCUCUAUGAUUGCAACUGGAUUGUGGUGAACUGCUCCACGCCAGCCAGCUACUUCCACGUGCUUCGCCGGCAGAUCCUGCUGCCCUUCCGCAAGCCACUGAUCAUCUUCACUCCCAAGUCCCUGCUGAGGCACCCAGAGGCCAAGUCCAGCUUUGAUCAGAUGGUGUCUGGGACCAGCUUCCAGCGGGUGAUCCCAGAAGAUGGGGUGGCAGUGCAGGCUCCGGGGCAGGUGCGGCGGCUCAUCUUCUGCACAGGAAAGGUGUACUAUGACCUGGUGAAGGAGCGCAGCAGCCAGGGCCUGGAGGGGCAAGUGGCCCUCACGCGCCUAGAGCAGAUCUCCCCAUUCCCCUUUGACCUGAUCGCGCAGGAGGCAGAGCGGUUCCCAAGUGCCGAGCUGGUGUGGUGUCAGGAGGAGCACAAGAACAUGGGCUACUACGACUACAUCAGCCCUCGCUUCAUGACCAUCCUCGGCCGCACCCGGCCCAUAUGGUACGUUGGCCGAGAGCCUGCUGCCGCACCAGCCACAGGCAACAGAAAUGCUCACCUGGUGUCGCUGAGGAAGUUUCUGGACACUGCCUUUGAUCUCCGGGCCUUCGAGGGAAAGAUGUUUUAGAGUGGGCAAGGCUGGCCUGGAUCUUGAGCUGGGGCCUCAGGAGGCUGGGAGGGUGAGCUGCUGGGCCCCAGGACGCGUUGCCUAUCAGGCUGGCUUUGGCCUGCAUGUCUGUGUCACUGUGGGAUUGAGACAUCGGAUGGGAGUGCAGUUCCUGUGUACCCUAGCACCUGGCCCCUCCUAGACGUGUGUCUUCUGCAUCUAUGGGGUUCGUGGCCACCCAGAGCCCUGUCGUUACCCCCUCCAGUCCUGUCCAGCCUGACUGCUGCUCGCCCCAUCAUGUGCACGUGUAGAUCCAGAGGGAAGCCAUCCUGCGAGCUCUUAGAAGUAGGGCUUUUAGAAGCGACCCAUAGUGCGACUGCUGUGCCGUUCAUGGGGCACGUUGGCUCACAGGUACCAAAGUGGAAACCAGAUGCAGAGAAAUAAAAACAAUGCUGAGACUUGC
Heterocephalus glaber (naked mole-rat) is the source of this 3738-nucleotide messenger RNA. The record is from RefSeq and is a predicted model, not a curated record. NCBI's taxonomy places the organism in Eukaryota, Metazoa, Chordata, Mammalia, Rodentia, Bathyergidae.